This is a messenger RNA of Oreochromis niloticus (Nile tilapia), 2020 nucleotides long. It is a transcript of the gene actr1b, whose product is annotated as actin related protein 1B. The transcript is spliced from 11 exons. The coding region runs from base 172 to 1302 and encodes 376 amino acids. The record is from RefSeq and is a predicted model, not a curated record. Lineage: Eukaryota; Metazoa; Chordata; Actinopteri; Cichliformes; Cichlidae.
CCGCGAUGCUGUGGUUGUUGUGGUCGGGGCGGCAGCAGCAGCGGCAGAGGAGAGUCGACAGGCGUAGAGCGGAGCGGCUAACCGGCGCUGAUUUUUACAUGAUUAAAACACUAAACGGGAACGAAGACUCACGCGGAUCGAUAGAAACACACCUGAAGCGCACGUGCGGUCAUGGAGUCCUAUGACAUUUUAGCUAACCAGCCGGUGGUGAUCGAUAAUGGGUCGGGGGUCAUCAAGGCCGGCUUUGCGGGAGACCAGAUCCCCAAAUACUGCUUCCCCAACUACGUCGGGCGUCCGAAGCAUGUGCGCGUGAUGGCGGGAGCCCUGGAGGGAGACCUCUUCAUCGGACCCAAAGCCGAGGAGCACAGGGGCCUGCUGUCGGUGCGGUACCCGAUGGAGCACGGCAUCGUGACCGACUGGAAUGACAUGGAGCGGAUCUGGCAGUACGUUUACUCCAAGGAGCAGCUGCAGACAUUCUCCGAGGAGCAUCCUGUGCUGCUCACAGAGGCUCCUCUGAACCCGAGCAAGAACAGGGAGAAGGCAGCUGAAGUGUUCUUCGAGACUUUCAACGUGCCGGCACUCUUCAUCUCCAUGCAGGCCGUGCUCAGCCUGUACGCCACAGGCCGCACCACCGGCGUAGUGCUGGACUCCGGCGACGGCGUGACCCACGUAGUGCCCAUAUACGAAGGCUUCGCCAUCCCACACUCUAUCAUGCGUGUGGACAUCGCUGGGAGAGACGUGUCGCGGUACCUGCGGCUGCUGCUGCGUAAGGAAGGAUACAACUUCAACACGUCAGCUGAGUUUGAGGUCGUUCGCACCAUUAAAGAGAGAGCCUGCUACCUCUCCCUGAACCCUCAGAAGGAUGAGACCUUAGAGACCGAGAAGGCUCAGUACGUCCUCCCCGACGGAAGCACUUUAAACAUCGGCCCCGCUAGGUUCCGUGCCCCGGAGCUGCUGUUCAGACCCGACCUGAUCGGAGACGAGAGCUCGGGCAUCCAUGAAGUCCUGGCCUACGCCAUCCAGAAGUCCGACAUGGACCUGCGGCGCACGCUGUUCUCCACCAUUGUGCUGUGUGGCGGCUCCACGCUCAUCAAAGGCUUCGGCGAACGGUUACUGACUGAAGUAAAGAAGCUUGCACCCAAAGACGUGAAGAUCAAGAUCUCGGCCCCCCAGGAGAGGCUGUACUCCACGUGGAUCGGUGGCUCCAUCUUGGCGUCGUUGGACACCUUUAAGAAGAUGUGGGUGUCGAAGCGGGAAUAUGAAGAAGACAGAGCGCGUGCCAUCCACAGGAAGACCUUCUAGGCCAAUGCCCCCUCAGAACUGUCCUCAUUGCUCCCCCCCCACCAUCAAACGCUAAAGGCUCCCUGACAUCAGUGGGUCCUUCCUCCCUCUCCUCCUCCUACCUACAUCCUCCUGCUUCUAACCCACCGUUGGCCUCCUGCUCCUCAACCUGCACACACACACACCUUUAUGUGUGCUCGACUCCAUAUUUACCUCCUCUGUCCCCCUCCCCUCCAUGUUCUUCCUGCUGUCAGGUGGCGGUGACAGCACGCUCUGAACGUGACACACACACGCCCACACACACAUGCAUGCGCACACACAGACACACAUACACUCACACACAGACAUGCGCGCACACACAGGGCUGUGGGGCGUGCUGGAGGUUGCGGGUGGUGCUGUGGAUGCUCUGAGCUCCACACUGAAGCCUGUGAGGCAUGAUGACAUCAUAAACCUGAAUGUUUUGUUUGCUGAUGUUCAGAUUUGAUUUCAUGUCUGUUUGUAGCUUCUCUCUGACAUGAAGCUCUGUGCUAUUAAACUGUAUUAUAGAUCUGAUCUGCACAUGUAUUCUGUCAGCACGGUUCAUUUAUCGCCGCCGCUCAUGAUCUUCAUUACCAAUGAAAUGUUUUUUAGGUGAACAUGGCAUCACGUGUUUGUGUGCGGAGGAAAAUGUUCAGCAAUGUCUUUAUGUCGGCUUUUUGUCCGAGCUGACAGAUUAAAACAAAAUUUGGGAAAAGCUUCA